CGCAAGCCUGAGCUGCAGGUUCUAAUGGACAUCAUCAAUACUGCAGAUGCAUUCAAACUCUCCCGUCUAAUAUGCGAUCGCUUCGCCCAUGGAGUGUACUCGAUGAUCGGAGCCGUGAAUCCCGACUCCUUUGACAUCCUGCACUCGUACAGCAAUACUUUCCAGAUGCCAUUUGUCACUCCGUGGUUCCCGGAAAAGGUCCUGACUCCAUCGUCCGGCUUCCUCGACUUUGCCAUAAGCAUGCGGCCGGACUACUAUCAGGCCAUUAUCGACACUGUGCGCCACUACGGCUGGAAGAAGAUCAUCUAUCUCUACGACUCGCACGACGGGCUCUUGAGGCUGCAGCAAAUUUAUCAGGGGCUCAAGCCGGGGAACGACACCUUUCAAGUUGACACCGUCAAAAGGAUACAGAAUGUGUCCGAGGCCCUCGACUUCUUGCGCAACAUCGAGGAACUCAAUCGGUGGAGCAAUAAGUACGUGGUUCUCGACUGUCCGACCGACAUGGCGAAGGAAAUAGUCGUCAGUCACGUGAGGGACGUAACACUUGGACGACGGACCUACCACUAUCUUUUAAGUGGCCUCAUAAUGGACGAUCGGUGGGAGAGCGAGGUGAUAGAGUACGGCGCCAUCAACAUCACGGGUUUUCGGAUCGUGGACGCGAACCGGGCCCACGUCAAGGAGUUCCUCGUGGGCUGGCGCCAGCUAUCCGGCAACCUCUUCCCGGGCGCCGGCCGCGAUUCCAUUUCCGCUCAAGCAGCCCUGAUGUACGACGCGGUCUUCGUGCUGUUCGAGGGCUUCAACAAAUUCGUCGGCAAGAAAACGAGCAAAAACAACCCACGUCGCACCGGCUCGAUGUCCAUCGGCGGCCAGCCGAGCAACUUGACCCUCGACUGCAACUCGAAGAACGGCGUCGUCUCGCACUUUGAGCACGGCGAGAAAAUCGUCAAGCAGCUGCGCAAGGUUGACAUAGUAGGUCUGACCGGUCAAAUUAAGUUCAGCGAAGAGGGUCGACGUCAAAAUUACACCCUCGACGUCGUCGAGAUGACCGUCAAUAGUGCGCCCGUGAAGGUCGCUGAGUGGAAGGAUUUUUCUGGCUACCAACUUGUUCCUACGAGGCGCGAUCGGCAUCCCAAGUCCGAAAUAGUCAAAAACAAGACCUACAUCAUAACCACAAUAGUGGAAGAGCCGUACAUAAUGGAGAAGAAAUUUGACGGAAGAAGACCCGACAAGACCAAGGAUUUGUACGAGGGAUACUGCAGGGAUCUAGCCGAGCUCAUUACUAAUAAGCUAAACAUAAGCUGGGAGCUGCAGAUCGUGAAGGACAAAAAAUACGGCUCGGAAAAUCCAGAUCAGCCGGGAGGCUGGGACGGCAUGGUCGGGGAGCUCAUCAGAAGGGAGGCAGACAUGGCGAUCGCGCCGAUGACGAUAAUGUCCGAGCGGGAACGGGUGAUCGACUUCAGCAAGCCCUUCAUGUCGCUCGGCAUCAGCAUCAUGAUCAAAAAGCCCGUCAAGCAAAACCCGGGUGUCUUCAGUUUCCUCAACCCCCUCAGCAAGGAGAUCUGGGUGUGCAUCGUCUUCUCCUGCAUCGGCGUCUCCGUAGUCCUCUUCAUCGUGUCCAGGUUUUCCCCGUACGAGUGGCGCGUCCUGACUCUCAACACCAGCCGAGACCCGAGCUUGGUGUCCCGGGACGGCAGUCUCCAACACUCGCACGGGGCCCAGGGCUCGCCCCACGGCCAGCACACCAGCAUGGUCAACGACUUUACUCUGCUCAACAGCCUCUGGUUCUCCCUUGGCGCCAUCAUGCAACAGGGCACCGACAUCUCGCCCCGAUCGAUCUCCGGUCGGAUAGUCGGCUGCGUCUGGUGGUUCUUCACGCUGAUCCUGAUAUCCUCGUACACCGCGAACUUGGCGGCGUUCCUCACGGUCGAGCGCAUGGUGACGCCCAUCAAUUCGCCGGAGGACCUGGCGGCUCAAUCCGAAGUGAAGUACGGGACGCUGGAGGGCGGCUCCACCUGGAGCUUUUUCGAGAGGUCGCAGAUCGAUCUUUACAAGCAGAUGUACAGGACAAUGAAGGACAACAACGUGAAAGUCAAGUCGUACGACGAGGGUAUACAGCGGGUGAGGAUGAGCAAGGGCAAGUACGCCCUGCUCAUCGAGAGCCCCAAGAAUGACUACGUCAACGAACGAGAGCCGUGCGAUACUAUGAAGGUCGGACGGAAUCUGGACGUCAAGGGAUUCGGCAUCGCCACGCCUCUGGGCUCGCCGCUCAGGGAUAGUAUCAACCUGGCCGUGCUGUCACUGAAGGAGAGCGGUGAAUUGGCCAAGCUGCAAAACAAGUGGUGGUACGAGCGUACGGAGUGCCGACAUAGCGACAAACAGGACACGUCGAGGAAUGAAUUGUCGCUGAGCAACGUGGCCGGGAUAUUUUACAUCCUCAUUGGUGGUCUUCUCUUGGCUCUUAGCGUCGCACUGAUCGAGUUUUGCUACAAGUCGCAUACCGAGGCUACGAGAGCAAAAAUUCCUCUGUCGGACGCGAUGAAGGCGAAGGCGCGCCUGACAAUCGGUGGUGGCCGAGAUUCCGACAAUGGCCGGUGGUACGGACUGCAGAGUUAGACGGAGGAUGCAUGCGCCUUGCCCGGGACCAUAAUAUUACGCACCAGCGAACGCGAUUGGCAAUGCCGAGGCCGAGCAGGUACACAGCAACACCCACACGCAGGUAU
Messenger RNA from Copidosoma floridanum, 2720 nucleotides. It is a transcript of the gene GluRIB, whose product is annotated as Glutamate receptor IB. The record is from RefSeq and is a predicted model, not a curated record. Gene Ontology annotation, cellular component: membrane. Lineage: Eukaryota; Metazoa; Arthropoda; Insecta; Hymenoptera; Encyrtidae. Gene Ontology annotation, molecular function: ligand-gated monoatomic ion channel activity.